Neocloeon triangulifer is the source of this 1356-nucleotide messenger RNA. RefSeq names its product serine/threonine-protein phosphatase 4 catalytic subunit B (gene Pp4-19C). Gene Ontology annotation, biological process: peptidyl-serine dephosphorylation; double-strand break repair via homologous recombination. Bases 144 to 1067 code for a protein of 307 amino acids. Gene Ontology annotation, cellular component: cytoplasm; nucleus. Lineage: Eukaryota; Metazoa; Arthropoda; Insecta; Ephemeroptera; Baetidae. The transcript is spliced from 6 exons. Gene Ontology annotation, molecular function: protein serine/threonine phosphatase activity. The record is from RefSeq and is a predicted model, not a curated record.
CCUGGUGCAUCCAUGAUCGUCCGUCAGUCACAACAGCCUUGUUUAUGUACGCUGCAGGAAUCUAAUUUUCUCAAUUUCCGCCCCGCAUAAUCACGUUUCCCCGUCUUUUCCGCCAAAUUCUGCAGCUUGAAGUACCUUAGAGAAUGGGAGACACGAGUGACCUGGACCGGCAGAUCGAGCAACUCAAGAAAUGCGAAAUCAUUACGGAAAACGAAGUCAAGGCUCUCUGUUCGAAGGCCCGCGAGAUUCUGGUCGAGGAAAGCAACGUUCAGCGCGUCGACGCCCCGGUCACUGUUUGCGGUGACAUUCACGGCCAGUUCUACGACCUGAAGGAACUCUUCAAGGUCGGCGGUGACGUGCCCCUGACCAACUAUUUGUUCAUGGGAGAUUUUGUGGACCGAGGAUUCUACAGUGUUGAGACGUUUCUUCUCCUCCUAGCUCUUAAAGUAAGGUACCCUGACCGAAUUACUUUGAUUCGUGGAAACCACGAGUCGAGACAAAUCACACAAGUCUAUGGCUUCUACGACGAGUGCUUACGAAAAUACGGAAGCAUCACAGUUUGGCGCUACUGCACAGAAAUAUUUGACUACCUGAGUCUCUCAGCAAUCAUUGAUGGAAAAAUCUUCUGUGUUCAUGGAGGACUGUCUCCUUCAAUCCAGUCACUCGAUCAGAUCCGAACGAUUGACCGAAAACAAGAAGUUCCUCACGACGGACCCAUGUGCGACUUGCUGUGGUCAGACCCUGAAGACACCCAGGGUUGGGGCAUCAGUCCUCGUGGUGCAGGAUACCUCUUUGGCUCUGAUGUUGUCGCCCAGUUCAAUGCCACCAACGACAUCCAGAUGAUUUGUCGAGCCCAUCAACUGGUGAUGGAAGGCUACAAAUGGCAUUUCAACGAGACCGUGCUCACCGUUUGGUCUGCACCAAAUUACUGCUACAGAUGUGGAAAUGUUGCUGCAAUUCUGGAACUCAAUGAAAACCUGCAGAAGAACUUCACCAUUUUCGAAGCCGCGCCGCAAGAGAGUAGAGGCAUCCCGUCAAAGAAACCGCAAGCCGAUUACUUUUUGUGAAGCGUUUCCGAUUCGCCAAAAACAUUGUCAUAAUUUCAUUCGCUGAUGUUCUCAACAGUUAUUUUUUGUGUAUAAUAAUAUAGCAUCAAUAUCACUAGACAUACUAUUCUGACAUGAAAUUAUUUCUCAUUUAGCCGAUGGUGAAAUUCGGUUCAAAUGUGAAUUCAAUCUACUGAAAUUUGCAAACAAAUCAUUUGUAUCCUGACUGACGAAGGCUAAAAACGCAUGGAUCGAUACUUCAUUCAAUUUUUUGAAAAUAAAAGCCAGAAAAUCGUAACUCAACAAAUAA